Messenger RNA from Lethenteron reissneri (Far Eastern brook lamprey), 5996 nucleotides. Its product is annotated as MOB kinase activator 2-like. The record is from RefSeq and is a predicted model, not a curated record. Lineage: Eukaryota; Metazoa; Chordata; Hyperoartia; Petromyzontiformes; Petromyzontidae.
GGAAACCGCGUGUGAGUGAGUAGCUUGCUUAUUUACGGGCAGCAGCAGCAGAUUCUUACUGAGCCUGCGUGAGUGAAGGCGUGGUGGAUUAAAUCCUUUUUAGGCAACUUUCCACGCUCAUUGGCAGCAGCAGCAACAGCAGCAGCAUUGACCGUGCUUAAGAUCUAUUUCUAAAAGUUCUUCUGACUAUAGGGUAUCCACUUUUCUCAAAUAAUCGGUCGGUCAGUCAAUUCUGCCUGAACGUCGAUAUUUAAACGUCGGCAUUUAGCAGAGUCGAAAGAGAGAAAAAGAAAAGGUUGGUCUUUAAUUUGAACUUUUGACAGUGCUCUAAGUAUAAAUAAAUUGACCGUACGUCUGUGCCACGUGUCAACGGAGAACAGGGGGGGGGAGUGUUUUCUUACCAAGGCGUUACUCGUACGCGAAUUUGUUUGCACGCAAAACGUGUUCUCUUAAAACGCGGGGACAAUUCCAUUACGUCCGCCCCCACCGGCUGUCGUCAGAAGUGGGGACUGGAGGCAUGGCUCAUGCGCCCGGGCGCCAACGAUGAUAAAACCCAAGCUUCCUCUCCGCUCUUUCGGCAUCAACAUGGUCUUCCAAUCGGUCACGCGCGCGCUAAGAAAGAAAACUCGGCCGGACAAGGACAAGGAGAAGGAGCGGCGGAGCUGUCCCGAGGAGCACCGCGCCUACCUGGAGGGGGAGCUGGCGCGAGCCCGCAUCACCGACACCGACUUCAUCCUGCUCACCGCGCUCCCGCCGGAGAUCGACCGCAACGAGUGGCUCGCGACGCACACAACAACAUUUUUCAACUACAUCAACCUGCAAUACAGCACCAUUUCUGAGUUCUGUACUCCUGAUUCCUGCUCCACCAUGUGCAUAGGGAGCAUGCCCGUGCUGUGGCAGGACAGCGACCGGGGAAAGAAGACCAAGUGCACGGCUCCCCAGUACAUCGACUGCGUCAUGUCGUACGUGCAGAAGCAAGUGACGGACGAGAACACCUUCCCCACGAAAUACGGCCGCGACUUCCCCCCGUUGUUCGAGGCGCUGGUGCGGCGCGUGUUCCGCCUGCUGUUCCACGUGCUGGCGCACCUGUACUGCGGCCACUUCCGGCACGCCGUGCAGAUGGACACGCAUGCGCACCUCAACACGCUCGCGUGCCACUUCCUGGCGUUUGCGCGCGCGUUCACGCUGCUGCCCCCCCUUGACGAGAUGGCGCCCGUGGGCGACCUACUGGACGCCCUCGCGUCGCCCCCCUCCCACCCACCGCUGCUCGGCUCCGGCCCCCUCUCUACGACGGACGAUGAGGACGACGACGACGACGGCGAUGGCGGCGCCGGUGAAGGUGGCGGUGGAGAGAGGAGAUGGCGGAGUAGGGGGGGGGAGAGGAGAGGGGAGGACGGAGCGAGCGCCGGUGCCGUGGGGGCGGCCGCGGUGACGUCAUCGCCCCUUGUCCCGCCGUCGACGCAGCAGAAUCAUGUGAGCGAGAGGUGAAAGGUCGGAGUUCAGGCGAAAGGUCAGGGUUCAGGUGAAAGGUCAUGCUUUAGCAAACUUGAGUUAGUUGAAAGGUCAGAAUUUGGCGGAAGUUCAGGGUAGAGAUUCAUGGUCAGGUGAAAGCCCGUUAGGGCUGGAGUCCGGGGUCUGUGUUAGGGUCAAGGUGUAGAUUUGUGUUAGAGCAAGGUUAGGGUUCCAGUUAUGGUCAGGAGUAGGUAGGAUGGUUAGUGGCAGCCACCAGACUUUUAUCACCAUCAUUAUUAUUAACUAUUAUUACAAUAUCACUAUAUUAUUGUCGUACGUAAUAUUUGUAUUCCUGCUGUUAUAGUAGUCAAUACAUUUCUCGAUAUUAUUUUCGUGAAUUGUUUUUUUUUAUUUUUCAUUAUUUCUGUUAUUUAUAUGAACGUUAUAAAUAACUGUCCUUUCAUUUGCGGCAUCGCCACCGUUGUCGGCGCUCUUGUUAUUUUAUUUGUUCAAGUUAUUAUUAAUCUCGAUGGCGCUGUUGUUUUGGCUGUGAUUUUUAGUGCCGUUCAAGUUUCAUCGUUACUAUUCCCGACGUGGCGAUCGUUGACGUCGCGUUGUUCGCGCCCGUUUGUUGUUUUGGGUCUCAUCCACGAGCGACAAUUUUCCGUUCGUGCUCGCUGCCUUGGGAGAUGGCAGAGGGGAGAGAGGCGGGGGGGGGGGGAGUGUUUUGAGUGGAAGUCGAGAAGUUUAUGUUUUUGAAUUAACGAUGGGAAAAAGAGAGAGAUACGCUCAGAGGAAUGACUUUAAGCUCGAGUCACAACACUGGCACAAUGGCAUUCAACACGAGAACUGCACACGAACACACAGGAUUUGCACACGCGCACUCACAAACACUUGCGUGCGUGUGUGUGAACGUAUGAAAGAGAAACAUCAACAUUUCUCAAUCCGAAUUUUUGCACGUUUCUCUGGUGAAUCCAGAAUUUUCCUAACGGUAGCGUUUCCUCUCUUACACUCAUUCCCAACCCAACCCAUCAUCUUGGUAUUUGGUUCCCACAUGGGUUUUUUUCUCCAGCUCUCCCCUAACCUUUCGCACCGUUUUCCUUUUGCGCCGUAUUCCCCGUGCAAAAUGUUUUCCCCCUCUGCCCCAGUACCACCACCAACUGGCCCCUCCCAGCGGUUUUCCUCUCUCCGUUGCGUCCCUUCCCAGCGGUUUAUCUCCCCCGACCGUGUGCUCGAAUGUUCCCUCAACCCUUUCCCUCCAACCCUUUCGCACACCCACAAAAUCGUGGGAUAUUCACCCAGUUGUGACUGAAAUGCUCCAAUCACGUGUGAUGUCCGGGAAAGAGUGGUUGAGGCCGAUGGUGGCGGCGGCGGCGACGAUGACAGAGAAAUUUACAUUUUCGACAUCGUUAUCACCACCACCACCACCACCGUCACCGUCGCUGCAGUUCCACAAAACAAUCGCAAAACCUUUAAACUCUUCAACUCGGCUUUGCGCCACACUCCUGCUCCCUGUCCCAUCUGGCGGGUGUGGCCUCACUUCCUGUGCACCUAUGAUGUUAUUUCCUGUGAUGUCACUCGGCCAGCCACGAGUGGAUUUGAGUAAAUUGCGGAGGUGUCGGCUAAAAAAGUGAGCGAGUUUCCAUGCCCGGCAGGACAGCGCGAAAGGGGAAGAAUAGGCUUUAAUCUGAAAUUCAAACGAGUGAUUCAAAAGUCUGCGACCUUUUCCGAGGUGAAUGUUCAUCCCUUUUUGCCACGUUUCCUCCAGGCCUCCCCCCCCCCCAGCGUUCACCGCAUCUGGGGCUUUCGGAAAGCCCGAAUUAGAAGCGAUGGUGAUAUAAAUAUUUACAACAAUGUUACGUGCUUGGCUGAAUUUACAAAUGGAUGGGAAAAACUGCAGUAUAACUACAUAGACUAUAAAUAUGGUUAGUAAAUUGCCAUGAUAUAUUAAUGAUUGCGUCGUAGCAUCAACACUGAUAUGUCUCGGUUAAGUAAAAUUAUGGCAUCGCUCAAUAGUUCUCUUAAAUUUUCCAUUGCACAAAAAUAUAUAUGAACUGUCCUCCAAAGAUGACAUUCUUUAAAGCCACCGUAGCUUAAAAUAAAAGUGAACUUUACUUUAGAAAACCAGUGCAGCGCUACACUGAAUAACUAAAAACGCAAGUGACAUCGUUAAGUUGAAGUGGUAUCAUUGUAACACACGCACACAUGCACACAUGCCAACACACAAACGCGCGCGCACACAAAACACCCUGCCGGGCCUACCCAGCAAGUGCAGAUUCACUGUAUAUGUACUAUAGCUAAAGCGUCUGUAGAUAACAAGUAUAAAUAUAUUAAAUUAAACUUUUAAAGAAACCUAAGAUCAGGAGAUGGCACGGGGGCGGCGGCGUGCUGUAAGAGACGAUGGCUGGAAACAGGAACAUUUCCAGCGCCACUUUUGUCGGCGAAAAUGAACGGCCCACGUUUUGCGGGGGGGGGUGGGGGGAGAAAAAUCACAAAAAUUGUUUCGCUUUCUUGAGCCUCGAGUGGCUUUGGGGAUUUCAUUUGUUUUAUUUUUUUGACGAUUGGAACCCCCCACCCCCCGAAAUGUGUUGUUGUUGAUGUCAGCGUGCGGACUCGGAGCGAAAGCGCUGACAGUAAACGGAAGAUGAAAGCCAGCGUCACGGCGUCACGUUGCGCGUUGUAGGGGAGCAUCCGACGAUAUGUUUAAAACCGAUCGUUACUGACGGGUGAGCGGUAACGAUGAGUGAAUUCGCGAGGCCAUCUUCGACGUCACGACGACAUCAUCGAUUUUUUUUUGUGCGCAAAUGAGCGAUGAUCGGAACAAAGUUUUUUUCCACAACACGUGUAGAAACAUGGUCUUACCGUGCUCGCCGCAAGAGGUCAACCACCGUUAUCGAAGCUAAUGAAAGUAAACCGGUGCAGCGGCAAUGACAUUUCGUUGCGAAACAGGAUGUUGUUGACAAUUGGAAAACAAAAUCACUUUGGCCGGUUGUUGGGUUGACUCGUAUCCAUUGUCCGCGUGUUCCAAGGAAAGACCCUGGAGUAAGUGUCGCAGGGCAACUUCCGAUUCCUUCCUGGGCACGUCUGAUUCAAUACCCAACCGCUCGACAGUGCGUUCUUCACCGCACGGUGAUUUUGUGUGUCAGCAUUGUGCCUCUGACCAGUGUCGAGACAUCGGCUUAUUUGAGUUAAGUGUAAAAACCAAUCUCUACGGUUGGCGUUUGUUUUCCUUGCGUGAUGAUAAGCGAUUGGGCCGAGACCCUGGACUCCGCUAGAGAACCCGGUGUAAUCAGUGGUGGCUUCCACCUGGAUUUGAACCCAGACUCCGUGCGCUGACACAGCCAUUGAGCCCUCCUGAAGGCAGUUGUCCACAGCAAUUUGAUUUGUUGUUGUUGUUGCAGCAAUUAUUUGUUGUUUUGAGUUUUCAUUACCGGGGGCAUUCCAUGACUUCUUUGGCCAAUGCUGAUAAUGAUUUUUUUUGUUUUCCUGAGAAAAAGUGUUGACUUCUUUCACCUGCUGUCGAUUUUAGCUCGAUGCGUCUUUGACGAGCAACAGGGGACUUAUCUACCCUGCAAUAAAAAUUACAGAUUUUUGUCCGGUAUCUCAAGCAAGCUUGGAUUGCAGACGUUACAACUGGCGAUUCUUUAAUCUCUAGGUCCUUAAUAGCUCCCCGCACAGGCUAACUGCGGUGACCGAUCGAUAUUCCGUGGGUGUGAAUUUACCGUGCCCCCCCCCACGCUCUCUCACCUUCUCCGGGCACACGCCGGGGUUUAUUGGCUGCUCCUCACUCGCCCAGUUGGUCAUUGCCGAUUACUUUAAGAAGCAAUGAAAAUAGGUGACGUGUGCUUCGUCUCUCCUUACGUUCUAUAUAGCUAACAAUGUAUGGAUAGAUUAAUUCGUAUAUGUUUUGCAUUUUCCUUGUUUUUUGUUGUUUAAUCUGGGUCAGCCCUUCUCACCGUUUUUACCCCCUGGAUAAUCGAGAGUUGGACGUACAUUUACACGUGCGCUUGUUCGUAGGUUCAUUGGUAGCACUUCUGUAGAACAGAAAACUCAAGCACCCCUCACGAAUUGUCACAAUGCCCCGUUUCGCAUGUAAACUGUCAGCGACGUUGAGAGCGCACCCUACUUUAAACUGCACGAAUGUUUCGGGACCAUAAUACUGUGUCGGCGAAAUAUUCAAGGCUGAAUGAAUGAAAAACGUUCCUACAGUAUUUUUGGAUAAUUCGUUUUUUUUUGGUUUGUUAAACUGCAGUUGUACUCCUUAAACAAAAACUGAUUAUUUUAAUUGUUUCUAAGUUGCACUUGGCCGUCAAUUCCUUGCACUAACUGUGCUCGAGUGUAUAGUUUUUGGGGGGUUGGGGGAGUGUUCGUGUUUGGUUUUGUGUUUUAAUUUUAUUUGAAUAUAGGGGGGCGGUCGGGGUGGUCCUCCGUGGUUUGAGACACGGCGUGGUUUUCACAUGAGGGCGUUCGCGUCGCUCUUCUCUGUGUUGCAUAAUUUGCGUUAAGUUUUUUUGAGUAUCGAGGGGCGAUGGAGGAUGAGGAGG